Molecule: messenger RNA, 3363 nt
Organism: Cloeon dipterum
Lineage: Eukaryota; Metazoa; Arthropoda; Insecta; Ephemeroptera; Baetidae
Gene: Naprt
Product: nicotinate phosphoribosyltransferase
Exons: 12
Coding region: 139-1830 (563 amino acids)
Biological process (GO): NAD+ biosynthetic process via the salvage pathway
Cellular component (GO): cytosol
Molecular function (GO): nicotinate phosphoribosyltransferase activity
Source: RefSeq, a predicted model, not a curated record
AUACUGCGCGCAUCGAUGCGCUAGAUGUUAGCAAAACAAACGCGAGCAAGUCGUGUGCCCUUCAAAUAAUCUCUCUUCGCUGCUUCGUCAGUUCAGUCUGGUGCUGAACUCUGAACAGAACGAACAGUCGAAGGCACCAUGGAAGUGGACAGCCCUCGCUCCUACUACGAUGGCGACAGGACAAUGAAGGCCCGACAGAACGGCAUCGUCCAGCCACUCCUCACAGAUUUGUACCAAAUAACUAUGGCUUAUGCCUAUUGGAAGGCGGAGAAGAUCAAGGACCACGCCAUUUUCGACCUGUUUUUCAGAAAAAGUCCGUUCCAGGGUGAAUUCACCAUUUUUGCUGGUUUGGAAGAGUGUCUGAAGUUCCUCCAGAAUUUCCACUACUCAGACAGUGACAUUGAGUACCUGAGGACAACCCUUCCGAGCUCGAUCGAGCCUGAUUUUUACCAUUACCUACGUCACCUGACGGCCAAAGAUGUAAAGGUGUAUGCGGUAGAAGAAGGUUCUGUGGUUUUCCCGAGAAUCCCUCUACUUCGAGUUGAAGGUCCCCUGAUUGUUGUGCAGUUGCUGGAAACUACUAUGCUUACUCUAGUUAAUUACGCCAGUUUAAUGGCAACCAAUGCAGCUCGGUACAGAAUCGCUGCUGGCAAACAAAUGACCCUGCUCGAGUUUGGACUUCGAAGGGCGCAAGGACCUGACGGCGGGCUUUCUGCCUCAAAAUAUGCCUAUAUCGGGGGCUUUGACGGCACGAGCAACGUUCUCGCGGGCAAGCUGUUCAACAUUCCCGUCAGAGGCACGCACGCUCAUUCAUACAUCACGUCCUUCACUGAUUUCGCUGAGUUGCGGACAACGAAAUUGAAGGACUGCUCCACGGGGCAAGAUGUUGAUCUAGUUGUGCAAUGCCAAGAAUACCGAGAGCAGCUGUCCCAUCUUCUGCUGAACACCGACCCGAACGAGGCAUCCAACGGCGAGCUUGCUGCCAUGAUCUCCUUUGCGAUCGCCUUCCCUCAGGGCUUCAUGGCUCUUGUGGACACGUACGAUGUUCUGAGGUACCUCCUUGCGCCCCCACCCUUGAGUGGCUUACUCAACUUUUGUGCGGUCGCCUUGGCCCUCAACUCCUUGGGCUAUAAGGCUAUAGGAAUUCGCAUCGACAGUGGAGACCUUGCCUACCUCAGCUGUAAAGCCAGGGAAUUCUUCGAGAUCGUGGCAGCAAGAUACAACCUGCCCUGGUUUGCAAAAUUAACUAUUGUGGCAUCCAAUGACAUAAAUGAAGAUACUAUCCUGAGCCUGAAUGAACAGGGUCACAAGAUUGACUGCUUUGGAAUCGGAACUCACCUGGUUACCUGUCAGAGGCAACCUGCCCUUGGCUGUGUCUACAAAAUGGUGGAGAUCAACAACAAGCCUAAAAUAAAACUUAGUCAGGAUGUUGCCAAGGUGACAAUGCCAGGGAGGAAAAAUGUCUUCCGUUUGUACAGUGCUGAUGGUCACGCGCUGAUUGACCUACUGCAGCGAUCAGAUGAGCCAGAGCCAAAAGUUGGUGAAAAGGUUCUCUGCAGACACCCGUUCCAGGAGUCAAAGCGAGCUUACGUCAUCCCCUCCAGAGUGGAGCCAUUGUACAAGCUUUACUGGAACGAUGGCAAGCUGACAGCUCCAUUGCCAGACCUCCAGCAGGUCAGGCAAAGGGUGCAGGACUCGCUGAGGACUCUAAGGCAGGACCAUAAGCGUAACCUAAACCCGACACCCUACAAGGUGUCGGUGAGCAAAGAUUUGUACAGCUUCAUGCAUGAUCUCUGGCUGCAGAGUGCGCCGAUUGGAGAGCUCUCCUGAUAAUUAACUUAAUAGAGCGUUGCCAAAAUCUAACGCCACAGGGUUGGAAUUAAUUUUUAAGAGUGGGCUUGGUACACAAUUAAGUGAUUUUAAAAGAAAACAAGAAUUCAAAGCGGCACAAAUUUUUUCAUCCUUAUUUAUUGCACUUUCAGUGGAAGGAAAAGCUAUUUUGUGGGCAGUGUUAACGCGUUAUAUCGUUUAAAAUAUGCAUUAUUGAGAAUAUAAUAAAUUAUUAAGCUGAAUUUUGAUAGUGCCCUACCUCUAGGUGUAUGUGAUUUUUUUCACAUAUCGACAUGAAUGAAGUCGAGACAUAGUUUUGUCAAUUUAUACUCUCUAAUUUCAAAUUUGGAUAGGACUUCAGAUAUGCUAAAAGGAGCAGGAUUAAUACCUGGGGCAUUAUAUGAAAGGAAAGCUGCUGUGGUAUUUUUAAAAUUUGUUUAAUGGUUCCCUUGAAAACAACUGCUUUAGAAAAUGCAAUACAAUGCUGUUCAGUGAAAAUAAUAGGUGCAUAAUAUGAAGAUGAUGAUUAUAAUAUGUAUGUUGCAUUUUUCCUUCGGAACGCCUCUAAGGUAACUAUAGAGAAAAAUAUAUUUCUCACUCUGGUUGACUUAAUUAAAAUGAGUUUGACUUGCUCUGCGUUGACUAAAUAAUAUCUAAUUAUUAGUUCCUCUCAAACACUGGUCACUAUGUUAAAAAAGCUAACAAGUCCCUCCUUGUGUUUGAUAAAGUGUGCUGAGAAGGCUCUCUCAACAUUGUUGGCGUCACACCAAGCAAGUCAUUUGGUUAAUAUAAUAUGCAAUGUUUGAAACAGCAUAGCUAAGAUAAUGCAUAGUCCACCCGCUCAGUACAAUGUUUGGUGCGCCCAUGCAUUCUCUUUGCAAUUAUUUAUUCCCUCGUAAAAAUUAAGUUGUGCAAGUGCCUCAAGUACUUCAACAUCUAAAGCCAUAUUUAUAGUUAUAAAAUAUUUAAACAUGUUUUACUGUCAAUUUUGCUGGUUUAUUUUAUAUUACCUUUUUGAUGUGUAGAAUGUACACAGUUUUAUUCCAUUAAGGUGUUGAUCGUUGUGAGUCCUCCUGAUUGUAUCAUUGACGAAGUAAGUCAUGAAAGGGGAAUCACUCAAAUAAUUCUGUAAUUUAGCCAUGUAACUGGACAAAACGGUUUGUAACAAGUAUGUUUAAAAGUGGUUAAAAAAAAAUUGUUUGACCUUAGGCCAUAUUCAAUAAUAAAAUUGGUGUUAGGCCUCUAAACUAAAGCCAGUUUCGCAUUUAUUUUGCUAAAAUCAAUUUGGUAACAAUGUCGUAUUCCCAUGAAAGACUGCAAUGUUUUUGAAAGGGCAUAAGAAAUUGUUGACCUUUUAUGCAAAAUGGAGAGAACAAACACAGAAAUGCUGAGUGACUCAUUUAUUUCACUUUGGAGCAAUUCAGAUUCCAGAUUUUGAUCCAGUACCAUAUCUUAAUCAAGUAGGUUCAUUGAACUAUUUGUGACGGUGGCCGAUUUUCACUAGUUACUAAUAAAAUGCAGUCGCAUAUCAAA